Polistes dominula (European paper wasp) is the source of this 1782-nucleotide messenger RNA. Its product is annotated as mitochondrial sodium/calcium exchanger protein. Gene Ontology annotation, biological process: monoatomic cation transport; intracellular calcium ion homeostasis; transmembrane transport. Lineage: Eukaryota; Metazoa; Arthropoda; Insecta; Hymenoptera; Vespidae. The record is from RefSeq and is a predicted model, not a curated record. Gene Ontology annotation, cellular component: membrane. Gene Ontology annotation, molecular function: calcium:sodium antiporter activity.
AUGAAAAACGGGGGUUUGUUGAAACGAUUUUUCAGACACGGACAUUUGCCGAUACGUGAAGAUGACUGCUCGUACCUUUGGCAUGUUCCUGCAGCUGAACGUUGCGAAUGGGUUGAGAAAACGCAAGACUGUUACACGGACUCCGUAGUUCAGUAUACCGCAAUGCUCUUUUGCAUUUUCCGAUCGGAAAGUAUACCCCUAUUUGUCUGCGGUAUUUUUCUCAUAAUUCUCUGGCUCUCCUAUCUUUUACUCAUUCUUGGGACAACGGUAGAUAGUUUCUUUUGUCCAUCUCUAGUAGUGAUAGCUAAUAUAAUGCGUUUGUCAGAAAACAUUGCCGGUGUGACGAUAUUGACAUUCGGAAACGGAGCGCCUGACAUCUUCACGUCUCUUGUGUCCGGCAGCGAAGAUUCUAUAAUCAUGUUCACAGAAUUGAUAAGCGCAGGCGUCUUGGUGACAACAGUGAUCGCUGGUUCUAUUGCAAUGAUCAAGCCUUUUCGUGUACACUUAAAGCCCUUAAUAAGAGAUACGUGCUUUUACAUAGCAGCUGUUUGUUGGAUAACCUAUGUUGUACAUGACGAGAGAAUUUAUCUAUGGGAAGCUAUAAGUCUUAUUCUCCUCUACGUUCUUUUCAUCGCCAAUAUCGUGAUAAUGCAAGCCUGUGAUACUCGAGAGGAAAAAGUGAAAAGUAGAAUCCCAAGCGUACCGGAUCCAGAUGUAUUACAUGCUUAUCUGCUGAACAAAGAUACGAACGCUAUCGCCAUCCCACGGAUUCCCACGAGGAGCCGUCCUUUUGGCUUUCGAGCCAAACUCGAUGUCGCGAUGGCCGUUGAAUUGGACAGAACACGAAUUCGUAGCGAUGGCAUUAAGAUGGAGAACAAAGUCAAGGAAAUAUUCAAACGACCAAGAGAUCUAUUUAAGGAAUUUCUUUACGACAUUAAUCCGAUCUCGAGAGAGGAUUGGACAGAAGCAAACCGAUUUUUUAAAAUCAUUCUGAUUGUACGUUCACCGGCUACGUUUCUUCUACAAUUAUUUAUACCCGUUGUAAACGUUACGGCGGAAAAGAGAGGUUGGUCCAAGCUGCUAAAUUGCUUCCAGCUGUGUGUGACACCGACGGUGGCGUUGUUUCUAUUAAACGUCUGGCGAGUGAAAGUUGGCAUGGUGCCGAUACUACCGAUAUUCUUCGCUUUCGGGACUCUAAUAAGUGUAAUUGUGUUUCUAACGACUCACGCGGAUCGCAUACCAAAGUAUCAUAAUGUUUUUGCGUUCUUCGGAUUCUUUGUUGGUAUGCUGGUAGUUUAUUUGGUGGCUGGAGAAGUAAUGGCCGUGUUGGGAUGCAUAGGAUUUGCCUGCAGUAUUUCGAACGCCAUGUUGGGAAUCACGUUUCUUGCCAUGGGUAAUAGCAUCGGGGAUUUUAUAUCCAAUGUAACGAUAGCUCGGCAAGGUUUUCCGAAAAUGGGUUAUGCGGCUUGCUUCGGUGGUCCUAUAUUUAAUACUUUGUUGGGACUGGGAUUGACUUAUGGAAUAUCAGCCGUAUCUUCUUCAGAUCUAAGGACGAAAAUUCGCCUGAGCAACAUGGCACCGGGUUGUCUGACUUUCCUAUUGUGUUCGCUAUUGACUACGAUCAUCUACUUGAAUAUCACAGGAGCAAUGGCACGACGUUCUUACGGAUAUCUUCUUUAUUCGUUAUAUUUGGUUUUCAUUCUCAUUCAAUUUCUCAGCGAAUUCCACGUUAUUCAUCCCCUAGGAAUGGAUCAUCGUACGGACGAGCCGGACGGCCGAUGA